Molecule: messenger RNA, 2043 nt
Organism: Lotus japonicus
Lineage: Eukaryota; Viridiplantae; Streptophyta; Magnoliopsida; Fabales; Fabaceae
Product: replication protein A 70 kDa DNA-binding subunit E-like
Exons: 10
Coding region: 382-1761 (459 amino acids)
Source: RefSeq, a predicted model, not a curated record
GAUCGUAGGUAAACAGUAAAAUAAAAAACCCAAUUGGGGUUCAAUCGGUGGACUAGGUAUUAGUUGAGGAUGCUGCUGUUCAAAGGAUACACGUGGGGGAGAUGUAAACUAGGAAUAGUUAUCUGGUUCCAAAUCACGUGAGAUGAUGAUGUUCUGAAGGUGGGUGAUAAACUAUGUGGUGAGUGACAUUUAAGCGGCGAUAUGUCCGGCUUUAGAGGUGGAAGGAUCAAUUUGGCCAGGUUUUGCAAGGAGGUGCUGUCACUUUUGUGUUUCUUAAGCUGUGAUUUGCAUAGGGGCAGCCGAUUAACCUGCAGUUGCGCACCGUCUGCAACAUGUGUCAUUUCAUAGGGUGGGAAGAUCCAAUGCUCUUUAAGGAAAGAUAUGUUUUUGAAAUGGGGGGAUAAAUUUAUUGAGGGGAAUGUUUACAAGAUAACCUUUGGAAGACUAAUUCCAAAUAUGGGAGGUUACCGUGCAACUGAACACCCAUACAAGAUUUUUUUCAUUGACAAUACUACUGUGGUUCAAUGUGAGAACACCGAAAUUCCAAUGUGGGGAUUGUCACUGAAGAAUUCUGAUCAAGUUAGAGCUGUUUCUGGGCAAGCUGAUCAUUUAGUUGGAUUGUUGACAUCAGUUAUUGAAGAAAGGACAUGUGUGAAGAAGUCAACAACCUCUAAGAUGAUGAUAAUUGAGCUUGCUGAUGACAAGGGUAAGAUUGAAUGUGUAUUGUUUGAUGAGCAUGCAAGAUUUGUAACUGAGUAUCUGUCUAUGCAUUCAACUGAAGAAGCAAUAUUGGUAUUCCAGUUUGCCAAAAUUAAAACAUUUAGAGGUAAAACUGUUCUUCAAGGUGUGACUGGUGCAUCGAGGCUCAGUUUUAAUCCCCAAAUACCAGAGGUUUUGGAAUUUUGGAAUGGUAGGAUUGCUUUGCAUGGCUGUGAUGGUAAUCAGCAACUCGGAGUUGAUGUUAUUGACAUAGGGGUGGUUUCAUUAUUUGAUGAUUUUAUAAAGAAUCACCCACAGAAGUCUGUUCGAUCUUUGAAUGAGACUAUGGAGGAUGGGGAGUUUAUUGUUAGGGCUAAAAUAAUGUCUCUCCUACAAGAUGACAAUUGGUGGUACCUAGCAUGCAAGUGCCAUCGUGCUGUAAUUGUUGAAGAUGGUCAUCAUUACUGCAGUGGAUGUUUUAGGCGCGUGAAUUAUGUUGCUCCAAGGUUUAGAAUAAAGAUACAAGUUUCUGAUGGGGAUGAUUUAGCUGAAUUUGUGAUGCCUGACUUAAUAGCUGAAAAUCUGAUCAACAAGUCUUGUAUGGAUAUACUUAAUGAAGUCAAGGACCCAAAUGCCUUUGAAGUUGCACCUACUAUUGAAGACACAUUGGUGGGAAGAGAUUUGUUGUUUAAGGUUGAGAAGAAAGUGGUAAAUUUAUAUAACUAUGAGGAGCCAUAUCAUGUGAAACGUGUUUGUGAUGAUUCAGAUAUUAUAAAGGCUUACAUGUCCAAUUCAUCUGCUGAGACUCCUAUUUUGGCAAAGUUUACUGGUGCAUUUUCUGUUUUGAAUGUGGAUGACUAUGACAUUGAUAUGGAUAUUGAUUUACUGACAACCUGUAUUGAGCUUGGGGUUCCUGAUUGUGUUAAGCCUGGAUAUGAAAGGAGUAAAACUGAACAUGGGAGUUGUUCUAAAUCCUACAAGAGAAAGCUGGAGGAAGAAUUUGAUGAGGAGUUUGAUUCAUAUGAUUUUAAGUUGAAGGAUCGAAAGUUUGAGUCAGAUUAGUUGAUAGGGAUUGCUGUGGUUACUUAGGCAACAAAUGGGAUGUUCAUAUUUUGUUAGUAUGGGUAUGUCUUUUUGUAAACCAUACAUUAGUGUAAAGAUCCCUUGGAGGUUAUUCUAGGUGGGGUUUCUAUAGUAAGAUAGAAGCAGUGAUUUUUUUGGUGGAUAUUUUGGCUGUGUAGUCAUUAGCUAAUGACAGGAUUAAAUAGAAUCCUUGGUUAAUUUAUGUAAGUGUUCCAGUCUUUAGUUUGAUCAAUGGAAGUUCCAAAUUUAUUUAUUGGCUUA